AUGAAAUUCUUUCCUCAGAUUGCCGCCGCUUUGGCACUGCUCCCGGGCGCCCUCGCCGUUGACCGUAAGGUUUCUGUGAUUGUGUCUUUUGACGACCGGGAUACUCCUGACUCUGUUGUCGCCGCGGCACGACAGAAGAUCAUUGAUGGAGGCGGCCAAAUUACGCAUGAUUACCAGAUAAUCAAGGGGUUUUCCGCUAUUGCACCUGAAAAAUCGCUCGAAAUGGUACAGACCUUUGGCAGUGAUCACUCAAUUAGGGUGGAAGAGGAUCAGGUCCUCACCGCGAAUAGCGGUUGA
This is a messenger RNA of Beauveria bassiana ARSEF 2860, 297 nucleotides long. RefSeq names its product serine proteinase inhibitor IA-2. The record is from RefSeq and is a predicted model, not a curated record. The transcript has 2 exons. Gene Ontology annotation, molecular function: endopeptidase inhibitor activity. Bases 1 to 297 code for a protein of 98 amino acids. Gene Ontology annotation, biological process: vacuole fusion, non-autophagic. NCBI's taxonomy places the organism in Eukaryota, Fungi, Ascomycota, Sordariomycetes, Hypocreales, Cordycipitaceae.